UGAAACUUUAAUAAAUAAAGAAUUGAAACAUCUGAUAUUUUUUAAAUAGAUAAAACUUUAUAAAAAUCGAAAAAAAUAGCAUUUAAAAACUAUUAUUAAAAGAUAUUUAAACAUCUAAAAAAAUGUUUCGAUAGUGAAUAUACUUUACGUUCAUGAGCAUCCUAAAUGCAGUAUAUAAAUACUACAUACACACUAGUUGCUCAUGGUUGUCAUUUUAUAUUUGAAUUUCAAUGUAAGGUUAGAUGUGUAUCACAUGUUUCUUUUUGGCUUCAUAAAAUAUUUUAAAAUAAUAAAAUGGGUAAAGUAAAGAAAAUAAAGUUUUCUAGGAGUGAAAUGAAACAGCCAAAAAUGGCUUUAAGUGAUCAAAUAGAAGAAGAAAAGAUUGCGAAAUCGAAAAACAGGCAAAAGAACAGAAUUCGCAAGGAAGAUGACGAUAAGUUUGUGGAUCCUGUUCUUACAAAACGAAUUUUAUCUCAAGCCAGACAACAACAAAUGGAAAUUGAGGAAGAAAAUGCAAUUGGACGAACAUCAGACUCUGUAAAGAAACCAGUAGUAAGACUUAGUACUGAUCCUGAAUUUAGUGACAUAGAGGAAUCAUCGAGUGAAGAUGAACAUGAUAACGUACAAUAUUAUGAAAAUAUUGAAAUAAAUGAAGAAGACGAACGUGCUAUACAAAUGUUCAUGUCUAAGGAUCCUGUGCCUAUGAAAACAUUAGCUGACAUAAUAUUAGAAAAGCUAACAGAAAAAAAAACAGAAAUUGAAACUCAAUUUUCAGAUGUAGGCUCUAUUCAAAUGCAAGAAUUAGAUCCAAGAGUUAAAGCAAUGUAUGAAGGUGUUAGAGAUGUAUUAACAAAAUAUCGCAGUGGGAAAUUACCUAAAGCAUUUAAAAUUGUUCCUAGUUUGAGAAAUUGGGAACAAAUAUUAUAUAUUACUGAACCAACAAAAUGGUCAGCCGCAGCAAUGUAUCAAGCUACCAGAAUAUUUGCCUCAAAUCUUAAAGAAAAAAUGGCUCAAAGAUUUUAUAAUUUGAUACUAUUACCAAGAAUUAGAGAUGACCUAGCAGAAUAUAAGAGACUCAAUUUUCAUUUAUAUCAAGCAUUAAGGAAGGCGCUAUUUAAACCUGCGGGUUUCAUGAAAGGAAUUUUACUUCCACUCUUAGAGUCUGGAACCUGUACAUUAAGAGAAGCUGUUAUUAUUGGAUCUGUAAUUGCUAAAAAUUCAAUACCGAUUUUACAUUCUUCAGCAGCAAUAUUAAAAAUUGCAGAAAUGGAUUAUACUGGAGCUAAUAGUAUUUUCCUCAGGAUAUUUUUAGAUAAAAAAUAUGCUCUUCCAUAUAGAGUUAUUGAUGCAGUAGUAUUCCAUUUUCUUAGAUUUGAAAGAGAUUCUAGAGAGCUACCAGUUUUAUGGCAUCAGGCAUUAUUAACUUUUGUACAACGUUAUAAAACUGAUAUUAGUUCUGAACAGAAAGAAGCUCUGUUAAGAUUAUUAAAGAAACAAUUUCAUCAUACAAUUACAGCUGAAGUAAGAAGAGAAUUGCAGCAUGCUAAAUGUAGAGACACAGAAAUCACAGAACCUGCGUUAGAACCAAUGAUUUAUUAGAGAGUUACCCAUUAAUGUAUUGUUAUUGUACAUAACACGAAUGAAACAUGAAUCUAUACUCUGAUGAAAAUUUGAUGAUAAUGAACCUAAUAAUUAUACAAUAAAAAUAUCAGCUGGUUUACCAAUAUUAAAGUAUAUUAUGUUUAACCAUAUGUACUCAAUAUUAGGUAAAUAUAAUCAUUUUUGUUAACGAAUGUGUUAACAAUCUAUAAUCUUUUUAUAAAUAAAAUGUAUAAUGUAUAACUAUUCAUAAAUUCAAACGUUUGUAAAUAAUUUAAUAAUAAAUAAUGCUUUCAAAAUCGUCUUAACAAAGUUUAGUUGGGAAAAACUGAAACACCUUGACUUAUAAGAUAACAUUUAUGGUUUGAAUUUAUUGAAAUAUUUCGUUUCUUAAAAUUCUAUGUACUUUCUUAGUAACUACGAAAUACAUGCAUUAAAAAUUUUUGUGGUUUUAUAGUUCAAUUUUAAGCCGCAUUGGCAUUGGGCUCUGAAUGAAAAUAAAAAUUGAUAAUUGUUUCAUACUAAUAAUGUUUUAAAUAUAUAUACAAUCUACUUAAUUUUUCAAUAUUUUGCUUUUUUAUUAAAAAGUACUGAUUGAUUACAAUUAUUUUGAGCAGUAAAAAUAUACCAAAUAAAUACAAACACUUUCAAAUAUUUAACUGUAUAUAAAUAUACAAAAUAUAUACAAAAAUAUUGAACUUUCAGAUGUUAAAAUCAGAUAUUUAUGUGGUUGUACUAUUAGAUUAGUUUUCAG
Molecule: messenger RNA, 2353 nt
Organism: Heterotrigona itama
Lineage: Eukaryota; Metazoa; Arthropoda; Insecta; Hymenoptera; Apidae
Source: the annotation of a GenBank genome assembly